Messenger RNA from Callorhinchus milii (elephant shark), 1023 nucleotides. RefSeq names its product deleted in malignant brain tumors 1 protein-like. Gene Ontology annotation, cellular component: membrane. Lineage: Eukaryota; Metazoa; Chordata; Chondrichthyes; Chimaeriformes; Callorhinchidae. The coding region runs from base 331 to 1023 and encodes 230 amino acids. The transcript is spliced from 4 exons. The record is from RefSeq and is a predicted model, not a curated record.
UCCACGGCAGCCCACAUCUUCCUGUCAGGGCUUUCCUCGCCGCAGAAACAAUAAACUACUGCGGUGUGUGUAUGAUAGAGAGCGAGAAAGAGAGAGAGAGAAAGAGAGAGAAAGAGAGAAAGAAAGUCUGAAUUUCUGCUUCCCAGCUACGAACAUCGCUCAGUAUCGAUCGCUGGUGUUCGUCUGUGUGUGUGUGAGUUUGUCACACUCAGGCUGUGUGUGUAACAGAAAUUUGAAUGAUUUGGGAUCACAGAGCUCAGUGAACGUGAAAAAAGCUGCUCCUCAGCUUCCAGGUUCGUCUCUUGGCCCGAGCUCCUCCUCAUCCCCGUCAUGGAGACGUUGUUCCUCAUCUUUGUGAUAUUUCUGGAGAGAAAGAUGUUGGAAUCUGCAGAGGGUGCGAGGGUGAGGCUGGUGAAUAGCGGCAGCCCGUGUGCCGGAAGAGUGGAGGUUUACCACGAUGGACAGUGGGGCACAGUGUCUGGCUUUGGCUCUGGUGCCUCUGGUUGGGAUAUGUUGGACGCGGCUGUGGUGUGUAAGGAGUUGGGCUGUGGAGCCGCGCUGUCAGCAUCAGGAGACGCUCACUUUGGCGAAGGCUCAGGUCCCGUUGUGGCGCGGUAUGUUCGGUGCAGAUGGAUCGAUUCUGCUCUGAGGCGUUGUCCCUCAUGGGGUUGGCGUCAUUAUAACUGGAUUUCACACUCCCAUGAUGCCGGCGUCAUCUGCUCAGAUUCGUUUCAGAAACCCGCAAUUUCCCUGAAGCCAGAUUCCCGGAUGUUUGUGAAAGGAGAAAGCGCUGAGAUCUCGUGUUCUGGGAAUUAUCCUGGCAGCAAAUUCACUUUCUACAGAGACGGCAAGAUUAUCAAAUCAGAACUAGCGCCAAAGAUUCAUAACGUGGUCACAUUCACCCCAUCGGAGAUCAGCGCAGGACAUUACUGGUGUGAAUAUACUGAAUCAAUGGACGGACGAGAGCGCACAUCACCAGAGCGCGAACGCGUGGGAAUCUCUAUACUGGGUAGGAACGAUUAG